GAACUACAAAAACGAAUACCGAACGAAGCACACGACAGCAACGCACACGACAGCAAAGCACAGACAGACGGGCAGACGGACAGUUGGACGGACGGACAGACACACGGACAGACACACACACACAGACUCGGACACCCGGACACACACACGGACAGACACUCGGAAACGCAGACGGACCAGCUCGAGAUAUACAUAUACACACCUAUAUAUCAAACAAAUAACUCGACCCCCACCCAAACUGACCAUCUCCGCGGUGAAAGGAAAGCACAAAGAGGAAAAGAUGCCGUCUCGAAAUUUGCCGCUCACGCCCACUUCCAUCCCCGUCGAGCUCCUCCUCCAAAUCGCCGACAACCUCUGCCCCGAGGACGUCCACUCUCUUUGUCGCGCAACCAUAGGCCUCUCCGAUACCCUCGAAGACUAUUUCUACCAGCGUCUCCUCAACGACUACUCCCAAUCUCAAGGCCUCGCGCUCACCUGGGCCUGCGCGGAAGGGCACGCCGGCGUGGUCCGCUUCCUCCUCAACCACGCGGACAGCACGAUUGAACACCCGAUCCCGCUCCCGGACGACCUGAUCUCAUAUCACGGUCCCGAAGCAGGGAACCCUCUCAUCGUCACCGUCCGCGCAGACCGGGGAUGCAUCAUUCGAAUCUUUCGCUGGAACGUCUACACGAGGAAGGUGGGCACCCGGCCCGACGAACCACUAGACUCCCGCGAGCGGGCACGUCGCGUGGAAAUCGUCCAACUCCUCCUCGUCCGCGGCGUCAACUUCGACGGCGUCGACGACAACCAGAAGUCCGCACUCCACUACUGCAGCCAGUACGGCGAGAGCGAGCUAUGUUACCUCCUCCUAAUGUGCGGCGCAAAGGCCUCGGCCUUCGACUACGGCCACCUCACACCACUCCACCUCGCCGUCACCUGUAAUCGCAGCGAGACGCUGAGGGUCCUCCUCGGCUUCGAGAGCGUCCGGCGGACCAUCGACAUGGGCACCGAGGACGACGAUACGGCACUCAUCCUCGCCGCUGAGGCGGGGUACAUCGAGAUCGUGACUAUGCUCCUCGAGCACGGCGCCAACUUCAACCUUCGUAACUUUACGGGUGACAGUCCGCUUUCCCUUGCCGAGUUGAAUGGCAAUCACCAAAUCGUCGGUGCCUUACGCAGCUUUGGCGCCAGGCAUGAUAAUGAGCUCAUGACGGUCAAGGAGUUAGUGGAGGAGGAGGAUCAUCAGGGUGGGAAGCUCGGUGAUGUCUUUGUCCCGGCUCCAUAUCAAACCAUCGGAAGCAAUGGUGCCGGGGGAGAGGGAGAAUAGUCGCGAGUUCGAGGUCGGGUUGACGGCGAUCAUGUGACACCCGUCCCAAGCGCCAUCACUCGAUACCUAGCCCACCGAGGGU
This is a messenger RNA of Tricharina praecox, 1388 nucleotides long. Its product is annotated as ankyrin repeat-containing domain protein. Gene Ontology annotation, cellular component: nucleus. The coding region runs from base 281 to 1306 and encodes 341 amino acids. The record is from RefSeq and is a predicted model, not a curated record. Lineage: Eukaryota; Fungi; Ascomycota; Pezizomycetes; Pezizales; Pyronemataceae. The transcript has a single exon. Gene Ontology annotation, molecular function: protein binding; transcription cis-regulatory region binding. Gene Ontology annotation, biological process: positive regulation of transcription by RNA polymerase II.